Molecule: messenger RNA, 2119 nt
Organism: Yamadazyma tenuis ATCC 10573
Lineage: Eukaryota; Fungi; Ascomycota; Pichiomycetes; Serinales; Debaryomycetaceae
Product: cytochrome P450
Molecular function (GO): oxidoreductase activity, acting on paired donors, with incorporation or reduction of molecular oxygen, reduced flavin or flavoprotein as one donor, and incorporation of one atom of oxygen; heme binding; iron ion binding
Source: RefSeq, a predicted model, not a curated record
UCGACAAGCCCUGAAGGAGAACAAGAGGCAACAGAAAGCGGAAGAAAGUGAUGAUGAUUUGGAGAUCCAGUUUACCCCCCAACAACUCCAGUCGUAUAAGCAAAUCAGAAAAGACUAGGAAGUCAGUGUACGAGAUUCUGUCUGGAGACUAUAGUCCAAUCAUCUGUUGGGGGAAGGUCAAGAGAUGUCACAUGCCGAGAUAAAACUGCUACUUCACUGCAUUACUUGGUGCUAUAAACAAUUACUAGUCAGGCAUAUGAAAAUAUUCCCAUUAAUCUAUUCCAAUGGCCUUCACACGUAUUUCUCCUUGUUCCAAAUUACCUACUCACAUGCAAUUGAAUAUCCGGAGUUUGUUCCGAUAUCCAAUGCAUUAUUAGAGAGGGGACUAUCUAAAAGAUGCACACUCAACAAUUUUGUCGACACGCCACGACCUUUGUUUGCGUGAAGACAUAACCUCCAUGUGAAUUAUCUAAAUCAAAGAUAUAAAUAUGGCCCUAAAUAGCUAUCAGCCUAAUUCUCUCCAGAUUAUUAAUAUGUCGUUUAAGGAACAUUUUUCUGAACAUUCAUCUAAAUGGUACGUCGCUAUUCCAGCCGUGUUGGUACUUUAUUUAGUACUCUCCAGUAUUCAAGCCCGAAUAUUUGCAUAUAAAAGAGGUUGCAAAGCACCAGCUUAUGCUAAAGGUGGUCGUUUUGGUCUCGUUCUUCUAAAGAACGCUAUCAAGGCAAAGAAUGAAGGAACUUUGGACAGGUUUAGCGAAGUGUCUUUGGGUGCAACCAUGACAUCCAAAAUUAGUCUUGGUGGUGUAGUGCCAGUUAUUCUUACUAGAGAUCCUGAAAAUAUCAAGGCCCUUUUGGGUACUCAAUUCAAUGACUUUGCCUUAGGAACCAGACAUGCUCAUUUCAAGCCACUUUUGGGAGAUGGUAUUUUUACCUUGGAUGGCCAGGGAUGGAAAGACUCCAGAUCCAUGUUGAGGCCCCAAUUCUCCAGAGAACAGGUAGCACAUGUCAGAUCAUUGGAACCCCAUAUUCAGCUUUUGCGCAAACAUAUUCAGAAGUUUGGAGGUAAAGAGUUUGAUAUUCAAGAAUAUUUCUUCAAGUUCACCAUCGACACUGCCACAGAAUUUUUGUUUGGAGAGUCGGUCGACACCUUGAAAGAUGCAAGUAUUGGUGAAGUACCAGAUAUAGAGUUUGCUGCCAAGCAUCAGUUUGCUGACAGUUUCAAUGUUUCUCAGGUGUACUUGUCGACUAGAGCAUAUUCCCAGAUUUUUUAUUUUCUUAUCAACAACAAGGAAUUCAGAGAAAGUAACAGCAGAGUACACGAUUUCACCAAUUACUUUGUUGAUAAGGUAUUGGAAAGUGACCCUGAAAAGUUGAGUGAAAUGUCUAAGGGGGGAUACACCUUUUUAUACGAAUUGGCCAAACAGACCAGAGAUCGUACUGUUUUGAGAGACCAAGCUUUGAACAUUUUGUUGGCUGGUAGAGAUACCACGGCUGGUUUAUUAAGUUUCACGUUUUAUGAAUUAUCUAGAAACCCCGUUGUUUGGGAAACCUUAAGAACAGCUGUAUUGCAAGAAUUUGGUAGUGGUACCGAAGAAGAUAUUAGCAACAUUAGUUUUGAAACCUUGAAAAAGUGUGAAUACUUAAAAUGGGUUCUUAACGAAGCGUUAAGGUUGUAUCCUUCUGUGCCAAAUAAUUUCAGAGUUGCUACUAAGAACACCACCUUACCAAAAGGGGGUGGUAAGGAUGAAAGUGCCCCCAUCUACGUUGGAAAAGGAACUACUGUUGCUUAUUCUAUCAUUGCAACCCACCAAAUGGAAGCAUACUAUGGUAGGGAUGCCAAGGUUUUCAAGCCAGAAAGAUGGGCCACCCAGAACAAGUUGGGAUGGGCUUAUUUGCCAUUCAAUGGUGGCCCUAGAAUCUGUCUUGGCCAACAAUUUGCAUUGACGGAAGCAUCUUAUGUUGUGGUUAGAUUAUGUCAGAUGUUCUCUCAAAUCUCCACCACAGACACCGUUUACCCACCAAAGAAAAACAUUCAAUUGACCAUGUGUUUGCAAGACGGGGCCCACAUUAGCUUAAGCUAGUUUUCUAUAUUUAUAAGAAAUUAAUUUUAUAUUCAUUA